This is a messenger RNA of Zonotrichia albicollis (white-throated sparrow), 1019 nucleotides long. NCBI's taxonomy places the organism in Eukaryota, Metazoa, Chordata, Aves, Passeriformes, Passerellidae. The record is from RefSeq and is a predicted model, not a curated record.
GGGGUGUGGCUGCAGGACGGGCUCUGCUGGGCUCGGUGUUGUUUCCCUGCUUCAUCGCUGGCCUGGGUGAAGGGGUCGGUGAGGGCUCAAAGCUGGGAGGAAUGGCUGAGCACCCCGAGGGCUGUGUGGCCCCUCAGAGGGAUCUCGGCAGGUUGGAGUGAUGGGAAGAGAGGAAAUGUCUGGAAUUCAACAAGGGCAAGUGUAGGUGCUGCAGCUGGGGAGGACCAACCCCAGGUACCUGCACAGGCUGGGGGUUGGAUGGAUAGAUGGAAGGGGAAGGAACUGUGGGUCCUGGGUGACAAUGAGCUGUCCCUGAGCCAGCAGAGUGUGCUGGGGAAAAAAGGCCAAUGGGAUCCCGGAGUGCCUUGGGAAGAGCAUUCCCAGCAGGUCGGGGACAAUCCUGCCCAUGUGCUCAGCUCUAGAGUUACCUCUGGGUGCUGUGUCCAGCUCUGGAUCAUCCUCAGCACAGCAGGGACAGGAGCUCCUGGAGCUGAGCAAGGGCCUGUAGCAUCUCUGUGCCCAGGAAGGGCCGAGGGACAUGGGGCUGCUCAGCCUGGAGAGGAGACCCAGCUGAGUGUCCCUGGGUGUCUCUGUGUGUCCCUGGCUGUCCCUUGGUGCCCCUGGGUGCAGGGAGGGUCACAGCAGGGCCAGGCUGUGCUCCAGGCCCCCAGCUGUGGCACCAGAGCCACGGGCAGGGACCGAUCCCUGGAAUUCUCCCGGCACAGGAGGCAGAACUCCUGCCCUGGGCAGUGCCCAGCCCUGAGCAGAGACCAGAGAGGCUGCGGGAUCUCCCCCACCGGAGAUAUCCCAGACUUGUCAGGAUGCAAUCCUGAGCCCUGUGCUCUGGGAUGGCCCUGCUGGAGCAGGGAGGAGCCACCAGUGACCCACUGUGGUCCCUUCCAUUCAGGAAUUCUGGGAUUCUGUGUCCUGCGGGGAAGCGCCGCUGCGGUGGAACCCCGGGAGAGUUUCCUGCCACUGCCAUCAGCAUCGGCCCCUUUCCGGUGACUGACAGCUGUCAA